GAAACACUUAAAACGCCGCAAACAAACAUUCAUUCUCAAACAAAAACACCCACCAGCUCAUCUCACUUCUCAGAUACAGCCUUAACUUAUCAGGUAUCACGAGCAAAUACACCAAGAUUUCAGCUUCACCAACAUCAUCAAGACAGAGAGGAAUCAACACAAACAGGACACCGACAAUCUGAGAAUGGCAGGUGAAAGUCGUGAGCGAGAAGAAGAUGGCGCUGAAGAAACUCGACUUGUGCGACCCCGCAGCAGCGUUUCCACACUUCCUCGUUGCGUGAUUGGUCUUGCUUACCGCAACAGAAAGCAUCGCUUCUUUGUUCCUGCCACCAGUAACAAUUUUGCUGGGAUACCUUUUUCCUUCGUUAUGGUGGAUAGCGGUUGCAACAGCUUCCUGUUGCCAUUUCCCCAGCGGGAAAAGGAUGAUGGCACAUUCGAGAUUGACAUGGGAGCUCUGGAGCCUUUUCUUGGCCACCAGUUUAGGUGGUCUAUCUCUGGUUCAAGCGGAACAGGGGCAGUUGGGUCAAAAACUCUGCGUAUCGAGAAUCGCAACAAUAGUGUGUCUGUUGGAUCAAUGCAGUUGGCCUGUUCAAGUCCGGUGCCGUUGGAUUAUCUCCGAUUCCAUCUGGGAAGUGAAGCCGCAAAUGCGUUGAAGAAUCAUGCGAAGGUGUUGCCUGACCAUAGGCAGGCCCUCCAAGAUUUCUUGACUGCUCUUAAUGGUCAAGUUUCCAAGGAGCGAAAGCAUGUACUGCUGGGACAGUACUACUUGGAUCAGGUUUGUUGCAUCCAGAGAGGUUCUGUCAUGUUCAUGGUUGACAGGGACAUCAGAGAUCCCAUCAAUAUUGCCCAAGUAGCAAACCAGUGUGAUGAAUUCGCAUACCCUCUAGUGGGAAACUUUGAUGGAUUCGAUGACCUCGAAGAUGAAGAUCAUGACGGGGAUGACAACGAAAACCGCCGCUUGUCAUGGGAUCCAACCGACUACAUUGAUGAAGCUGAUUAGUUGCUAGCUAGUAGCUAGUAGGAGAGAUUGAUUGCCAGCUAGCCACGCUUGCCGACAGAGAUGUCAACCGGUGUAGGCGGGUUUACGACCUUCACGUUUUACUCGUGAAAGUGGAGUCGGCGCAUGUUGGUAUGUUUUGAAUAUCGUAGGGUGCAAUAUUUUCAUUUGCGCAAUGUCAACAAUUCCACAGUCUACAUGGACGGACCUUGAAUGCUUCGAAAGCUGAUCGGAGUCUUUGUUCCGCAUGGGCCUUGGACUCUUGUUUUGGUUUGGUUCCGAAUUCUCUGUGUCCAUGUUUAUGGAUAUGAAGUAAGGUGCGGCAUGAAGUUAGACUUAAUAGUAUUCGAAGUUGAUGAAUUUGUAUCG
Molecule: messenger RNA, 1366 nt
Organism: Seminavis robusta
Lineage: Eukaryota; Bacillariophyta; Bacillariophyceae; Naviculales; Naviculaceae
Source: the annotation of a GenBank genome assembly